CAAGACUGAACUUUAUAAAUAUUUAAGUACAAUGCAAGCGUGUGGGCAAAGUCAAUGAUUGUACAGUAGAAUUGAUGAUAAUACAAAAACUACAUGCUUUUCCAAGGCUAAGUCAUUAACCCAUUUCUUAUUUACAAACAUAACUUUAUUAGGGUAAUUUUAUAAUGACAAUUUUAUAUGGUCUUUGAGCACACAUGGUAUCUAAAGACCUGAGCUGCACAGUUGUACUCGGUAACAUGUGUUUGCUCGGCGAUCAGUCCGUCAUUAGCAUAGCUAAACCAGGAUCUAAUUUAAGUACUUCUAAGAUGUGAACAGAAACACUGCCGCUUUGCAAACCACAGUCAACAGCUCCAGAUCAUCCACACCUAUCAGAUUACAAAGUAGCUCAAACUUGUCUAUCAUCUUGGCAUCUUCUGAUCCUCGCUUAUUUUAUGGUUCCUGGCUUGUGACCCAUGCGCGUAAGUCUUCCAUGCUGUACCCUGUCAAGUUGCAAGAAAAACUGAACUCUCAAGGUCAGAAGAGAUUGCCUGGAUUGUCAUGUAUUUAUGGCACAGCCACGCUGGUCUUCUCCUUCUGCCAUUGCAAGUCUUGCAGAAGCAUAUGCAUCUCUCUUCUAUAUCUUCUCUUACUACCUUUCAAGAAUUCCCUUGUUGGGCGCUCGAUGUUCUUGGCACCUUUAUGCAGACUUCAUCCUGUGACACUGAACUCUUCCACUGAUCAAUUAAUUUCCAGGUAGCUACCAGCAUCUCUUUUGCAUAUCUCAAGAUCUGAAUUUCAAAUAAGAGAGCUCGAAACAAUAGUAAUGGGUUGCUUCCCUGUGUUCUGGAGGAAGAAGAAUACCAGAAGCCAGAUUGUGCAACAUGACCAAGACAUCGCAAUCACGGGCAAUGUGAAAAUCUACUCGUCCAAGGAGCUGAGAAAAGCCACAAGAAAUUUCAGCCCGGGAAACAAGCUCGGACAGGGUUCUUUCGGCCGUGUCUACCUGGGAAAGCUGAAGAACGGCGAGAAGGUUGCCAUCAAGGUGCUCUCCUCAGAGUCGAGGCAAGGGAGAAAGGAGUUCUUGAAUGAGCUGAGUGUCAUAUCCAGCAUAACUCAUCACAAUCUAGUCAAACUGCUUGGCUGCUGCGUCGAUGGAGGCCAAAAGAUGCUGGUCUACAACUACGUGGAGAACAACAGCCUUGCACAGACCCUUUUCGGUAAUUCCCGCAGUGGCAUCAGAUUAGACUGGAGAACGAGGGUGAAGAUCUGCAUUGGUGUUGCUGAUGGGCUCACCUACCUUCACGAAGAAGUCCAUCCACCGAUCGUUCACCGCGACAUCAAAGCCAGCAACAUUCUUCUUGACAGAAACCUGAGACCCAAGAUAGCAGACUUUGGGCUGGCAAAGUUCUUCCCAGGCAACAUGACACAUAUCAGCACCAGAGUUGCAGGGACGCUAGGAUAUCUUGCACCAGAGUAUGCCAUCCGAGGGCAGCUGACCAAAAAGGCCGAUGUCUACAGCUUUGGUGUACUGCUGCUGGAGAUUGUCAGUGGCAGAUGCCACACUGAUCCCAGAUUACCUUUUGAUGAGCAGUUCCUCCUAGAAAAGGUCUGGACACUCUAUGAGUCCGAUGAUCUUGAGAGCAUCAUUGACAGGACCCUGAAAAAUGAUUUUGACACCGAAGAAGCACGUCAGUUGCUGAAAAUAGGUCUUCUGUGCACCCAGGAUAGCCCCAAGAUCAGGCCCUCCAUGUCAAUGGUCGCUAAGAUGCUGAAGGGUGAGUGUGCUGUAAGUGACAAGAUCAUGAGGCCCGGCUUGAUCACAGACGUUAUGGACCUGAAAGUCAGGACAGUAGAGCCAGUUCAGUUCAGUUUAUCCCCAUCGAUGUCUCCUGCACUUAGCAGCUCACUGGUGUCCACACUUGCAUUAGCAGGUAGCACUAUUGUAGAGAGCCGCUGAUGGAAAUAGUUGAAGGACCAGAUGCCUACGAAAAAGUGGGCUGUAAUUGGAAGCAACAUGAGUUGUUUUUGUUUGUGUUUUAGUACAUUGUAAGAAUGUUAGUAGAUAUAUAUCAUCCUAGUUUGAUUA
Sorghum bicolor (sorghum) is the source of this 2065-nucleotide messenger RNA. Its product is annotated as putative serine/threonine-protein kinase. Bases 803 to 1936 code for a protein of 377 amino acids. The transcript is spliced from 7 exons. NCBI's taxonomy places the organism in Eukaryota, Viridiplantae, Streptophyta, Magnoliopsida, Poales, Poaceae. Gene Ontology annotation, biological process: protein phosphorylation. The record is from RefSeq and is a predicted model, not a curated record. Gene Ontology annotation, molecular function: protein kinase activity; ATP binding.